UGUCCCUCGGAUACAACGCAUCACCGAUCAACGGAAAGAGCCGAAGAUCUCGGCUCGGUCAUAUGAUCAGCUGUGUCCAAUCACAGCUGAUCACAUGUAAACAGGGAAAUGCAGGUUAUCAGCAUUUCUCUCCUCACGAGCUGACAGAGAGACAAUCAUCAGAGCACUGAUGACCAGUGUGCCCUGAUGAUCUGUGUAGCCCCAGCAGUGCCACCUGUCAGUGUCCAUCAGUGCCAGCUGUCAGUGCUUAUACAUGCCACCUGCCAGUGCCCAUCAGUGCCACAUAUCAGUGCCCAUCUGAGCUGCCUUUCAGUGUCACCCAUCAGUGCCCGUCAGUGCCACCUAUCAGUGCCAGUCAGUGCCGCCUAUCAGUGUGCAUCAAUGCCGUCUAUCAGUGCCCGUCAG
This is a messenger RNA of Staurois parvus, 405 nucleotides long. The record is from the annotation of a GenBank genome assembly. Lineage: Eukaryota; Metazoa; Chordata; Amphibia; Anura; Ranidae.